Molecule: messenger RNA, 1450 nt
Organism: Lolium perenne
Lineage: Eukaryota; Viridiplantae; Streptophyta; Magnoliopsida; Poales; Poaceae
Source: RefSeq, a predicted model, not a curated record
GAAGCUUGUCGCGGGACUGGGAGCAGGACUGGGAGCGGCGGUAUUGUUGGAUGCUUGCUCCUACUUUCCGUAUGGAGCUGGGACCGCCUAUCAGUUGGCCAGCCCAGGAUACUCACAGCGAGACCAUGGCCUCAUUACCGGCACAACCUUGAUCGGGAGCCGACUUGGGCAUAUCUUUGGGACAAUGUCUCGGAGAUGACGAGCGACCCAAAGAUCAUGUACAGGCACUACACUGAGGAGUUGGAUACUCUUACCGCUGAGCAGGUGGAUUGGGAGCCAUAUGGUACGUACUACCGUAUUGGCGCGGGGAUGGCUGACCUCAACCCCAAGUGCCUUGAGGAGGCGCGUUUCUGGCGUAUGCGCUGCCCACUCAUAUGCAUGUGGCUUGUUGAGUACCACCAGCCGCAUAGAGUGAUGAGGCAGUUUGGGCUGUAUCAGGAGUGCCCACCUCAGUGGCAAGACACGGACCACGCGCUUCAUAGGCUUGAUAGGAAGCAGCAGAGGAAGAUCACAGAUUGGCCUGUCCAUCAUAGAGGCCACGUCACAGCGUUCCAACACUGUUUGGAAGCGGUACGGAAUGCUGGCGAUGUGGAGAUUGUCCCCCACGACUUGGCAGCUUUCAACAACUAUCUCCAAUGGUUUCAUGAAAGCACGCGUAUCGAGCUAGUGAAACCCGCGUAUGAUGACGACAUCUUGUACGACCCCAUCGAGUUCAAUGAGCUUGCGCAAAGCCAGCACGACACCUUUGCUCGCAGAGGAAGAUCGACUUCUAUUGCUUCCGAGCUGAACUUCGUGCGAUCCGAGAUCCAAAAAACAGCUGAGGAGUGCGAGAAUGUUUGGGAUCAGAGCCAUACAGAUGACAAGCCUAUCGGACCGAUGCGGCAUUUCAUUAAGAACACGGCACGAAAGAUGCGGCGGUUAGCCAACUUGCUAGGUUGCCGCGACACCGAAAUUGCGGCUACAUCCUCUUCUGAAGAAGCGGAGAUUCCUGCGGACGACACCAUCCUGAGUCAAGGCAAGAACAAAGCCAAACGGUCUGCUUAAAAGUUGAAGCCACGGGGCAACGCUCCUAAACGAUACACUCCGGACGAUUAUGUCAACCGAGGAAAGAAGGUUGUCAUUGAGGAGGAUGAGACGCCGCCGCGGAGAUCAACUUUGAGAAAGAUGAGGAACGACGAGCCGUUAUCUUCAGAGGAGGAGGAGGAGGAGGAGCAGGGGCAUCAGGAGCAGCAGGAGCAGGAGCAACAGCCACGGCAGCGGACGAAAAGGUUGGCCGUCCGGAAGCAGCCCUCAAGGAGGGGACGUCGCGGAGGAUAGAUGCAUUUGCUAGUGUUGUGAACUCUAUCUUCUUAAAUAUCGUGUUGUGAAUCCUAUGUCAUUUCGAACCAUGUCUCUAUUGCUACGUGUUGUUUGAAUCUAUGUGCUAAGAUGUGAUCUAUGAUGUGUGCUA